AUGACAACUCUGUCCCCCUCUGGUUCAUAUUAUGCAAAUAUCGUAAGCGAUGAACAGUUGUAUACGAUCGAAGUAGUCAACGCGGUGGUCAUCUCUGGUCUCCUCAGUCUGUUCGGCGUGGCCUCCAACAUCAUCAACAUUGUGGUGUUUGCCAAGCAAGGCUUUCAGGACAGCAUGAACAUCAGCCUCAUGGGGCUCGCUGUGUCUGACCUGUGCUCCUUGCUGACCAUGAUAUGGAUAAGCAUCUGCCAGAACCCGCUUUUCUAUCGUUCUGAGUUUAACUUUGACCCCCAGGAUAUCUUGUACCUCACNGGGGCCGUGCCCCAUGUCCUCUUUGUCAAAAUCGCCACUUUUAUCACCGCCUUCAUCACCUUUGAACGAUGUCUGUGUAUCGCUGUCCCUCUGAAGGUGAAGAUGAUCAUCACACCGGGAAGGACAAAGAGAAUUAUUAUCUACAUCUACAUUGGCAUGUCUGUUUUGGUGAUCCCCUUCUGCCUUGGAAACAGACUUGAGUGGGUUUCCGAUUUCAACAAGAAUGCUACUGUGCUAAAAACCACUUUCACGACCGAGAGAGAAAUGCUAGAAGCCAUUACGUUUCUCACCCAAGGCGUAUUUGCUACGACGUUUUCUUUCGUCUUCGUCAUCUGCUGUACCAUCGUUCUUAUCGUCAAACUCAACAGUAAAACAAAAUGGCGUCAGGCCACUGCUACCAAGUCUGAUCGUGCAACCGAAGGAGUUGGGGUCAAAGAUCAAAAGGUUGUGAAAAUGGUGACCUUGAUCGCUUCCAUUUUCAUCGUCUGUACAGUACCUCCCACGCUCAUAAUUCUCUACAUGGUGAUUGACCCAGGUUUCCGUGUUGAUGGUGUCUAUCGAAAUCUCUAUCUUGUCAUUUGGUCUUCAUCAUACCUAACCGAAACUGUCAACUCCAGUGUGAAUAUAUUUGUGUAUCUGAAAAUGAGUUCGAAAUAUCGAGCUGUUUUUAUGAAAAUAUUUUGGAACAAUGAGGAAAAAUAACUUUUUGGACACACAGGAAAAAUAAUGUGUCUUUUUAUAACGAUCAUUUUAAAGAAACAUAAUUUA
This is a messenger RNA of Aplysia californica (California sea hare), 1080 nucleotides long. RefSeq names its product thyrotropin-releasing hormone receptor-like. The transcript is spliced from 3 exons. Gene Ontology annotation, biological process: G protein-coupled receptor signaling pathway. Gene Ontology annotation, cellular component: membrane. NCBI's taxonomy places the organism in Eukaryota, Metazoa, Mollusca, Gastropoda, Aplysiida, Aplysiidae. Gene Ontology annotation, molecular function: G protein-coupled receptor activity. Bases 1 to 1014 code for a protein of 337 amino acids. The record is from RefSeq and is a predicted model, not a curated record.